Stereum hirsutum FP-91666 SS1 is the source of this 1224-nucleotide messenger RNA. RefSeq lists its product as uncharacterized. Bases 1 to 1224 code for a protein of 407 amino acids. The transcript is spliced from 8 exons. The record is from RefSeq and is a predicted model, not a curated record. Lineage: Eukaryota; Fungi; Basidiomycota; Agaricomycetes; Russulales; Stereaceae.
AUGACUACGGACCCUGCUGGUGCUGGUGUAGGUGUUGAGUUGCAGGGCAUUUACGACGGUGUCGUUGCAGACGGUUUAGCUCUGGUGGUCGAGAUGGUCGUUUACGGGUUCUACGCCAGCAUGGUCUUAUUCUCUACAACAAUCAUAGCCCGAAGAGGCGAUCUCACACGAUGCAAGACUAUCAUGCUGACCGUGACGAUCCUCAUGUUCGCCGUCGCGAGCUGUCAUGCUGCGUUCUCGCUAUGGAUGGUAUGGACGAACAUGCGAUUGUCGAUCCUGGGAGAGGUGCCGCCGGAUUCGUUUCGAGGGAUUGUGGUGGCGUGGACGGAUUGUUUACCUUGCGUCAAUUUCAUGUUGAACGAUGCGGUGGUUAUGUGGCGUGCUCGGCUACUAUCUAGACGGAGAGCUCGACGCUGGAUCAUGAUAUGUGGCCUUCUCACGCUCGCCACCCUAGUCGGACUCAUGAUCUUAAUUCUGGUGUACGCUCUCGAUGGGCCGACAGGCCUUUCCAUUCUCGAAGGGGACGGGUGGCAGGCUCUGUUGGCAGCGUAUAGUUUGACACUGUUCACAAAUCUAUGGACGACGGGUGUGAUUGGGUAUGAGACGUGGAUUCAUCGCAGAGUCCUCAAAAACGCGUCUACUCGGGGCUCAGGCACUAGUUCCGGGUCCGGUCCCGGUCUUGGGAGGUCUACAGCCGUUUCUAGGAUGCUCGCGCUGCUCAUCGAGUCGGGGGUCGUGUAUUGUUUCUUACUGAUCGUUUAUCUCGCGAUGUCCUGCGUCUACGUUAGCACCCGAAGCAACCAAGUCGAUCUCCCCUUUAUCAUUGCAUACUCCGCUUUCGCAUCGGUCUGGGUCUGUCUAGCGGGCAUGUACCCCACCACGAUUCUCCUCCUUGCAUCUCUCCAGUCCACCCUCUCCGACAAUAAAAUCCCCGCUAUCACCAUCGCCAGUACAUCCGCAUCUACAACGUUACCGACUUUGAAUUUACCACCAUACGCAUACGGGUACCAUCCUGACUCAAAUCCGAUGAUUGAGACCGCUGAGCUACGGAGAGGAACGGGGAGCAGGAGAGGAAUGGGGACGUCGUAUCGCAUGGAGAGAUUGACUGCAGAAAUGGACAGGGAUGGGGAUGGGGAGGGUGCGAGGGGCUCGAUGUCGACUUAUACGUGUGAUUUAGAAGGAGGACGUGAGAGCAAGGACGUAACCGGUGCUGCGUUUGGAUAA